Molecule: messenger RNA, 1545 nt
Organism: Branchiostoma floridae (Florida lancelet)
Lineage: Eukaryota; Metazoa; Chordata; Leptocardii; Amphioxiformes; Branchiostomatidae
Product: acetylserotonin O-methyltransferase-like
Exons: 7
Coding region: 22-1065 (347 amino acids)
Molecular function (GO): O-methyltransferase activity
Source: RefSeq, a predicted model, not a curated record
AGCACAGUACGGCGUGUGAGGAUGGAUGCAGAGCACGAGGGUCGCCGUAUUCUUGACAUUGCCGAGGGUUUUAUGAAGUCACAGAUUUUGUUUAGCAGCGUGAAACUGGGCAUUUUUAACCUUUUGGAGACAUCUGAUUCUCCUAUGACUGCUGGAGAGAUAUCUGAAGCUAUCGGAACUGAUGCCGAUGCGACAAAAAGGCUGCUUAAUGCAUGCACCGGCCAACGUCUGCUUGAGAAGGUAAACGUGGACCAGGAAACAGGCGAUGGAGAGUACCAGCUGUCAGCAGGCAGCAGGACCUACCUGACGGCGUCGAGCCCGACAGCGCUGACGGAAUUUGUAGGGAUUCUGGGCGACUACUACAGGUCUCCAUGGCAAGACCUGGCUCAGGCCGUGAAGGAAGGGGCAGCUUUCUCCGCUCGCCACGGACUAGCAGUGGACAAAACGUUCGAAGAUGUUUACAGGGAUGAACCAAACUUUACGGGAGCCAUGGCGGCAGUGCCGGCCGUGUUUGGUGCGAAGACUGCUUCUGCUUUCGACCUUUCGGAGUUCCAAAGCAUUUGUGAUGUCGGAGGCUGCACUGGACCUCUUGCCUACCACCUUGCUGCUGCCUAUCCCCAAGCAUCUGUCUCGGUGUAUGAUCUGCCUCUCGUGGUCAAGCUGGCGGAGGAGAAACGCCCAGCUGGUGACCACGCCGAGCGGGUAUCUUUCAUUGCAGGCGACUUUUUCGGAGAUGCACCCCUCCCGGCGGCAGAUCUGUACGUGUUGUGCCGCAUAAUUCACGACUGGAAUGAUGAUAAGGCUCUCAAGAUACUGAACAAGAUACAUCAAAGUCUUCCUCCGGGAGGAGGGGUGUUGGUCGCUGAUACAAUACUGGCAGAUGACAAGACUGGGCCAGAGGUGAGCAACAAGUACGACCUGCACAUGAUGCUUGCUGCCGGGAGUCGGGAGCGCUCCGGACAGGAGCUCAGACGGCUGCUGAAUAAGGCUGGUUUCACCGAGGUCACCAUCAACAGCAACGGCUAUCCAUUUGGCCACGUUCUCGGGCGCAAACCACGUAUUUAGGGAGUCUGUACCUAAUAACAGCGCGUCCAGAAAACAACAAGUACUGAUGUACUGGUUGAAAAAUUAUCUACAAGAGAAUAAGGGUGUCUGAAGUAGAAAAGAAUCUCUGAAGCUCCGUCUAAAGAUCGUAUGAGCUAUACCAAUAAACCACGUGAUAUCUCUAGUGCACUCUAACAGUAAUAUACAUGUAUAUCAAACAUUGAUAUCUCCUAGUUCUAACGUGGAAACGGCAGCUAGUUGGGCGGUUUUUGAUUAGGCUAUACUAUAUUCCUAUGUUAUACCAUACUCUUUACACAGAGCUGAAGCAACAAAAAAGUUCCUUUCAACAUAAACAUGUUUCAGUUUCAGUCAGACUACUUCCAAGACUGUCAAUCGUCACAAUAUAUCGGCUCAUCCGUACCUAUGCCCACUUUAUGUACAGUGCAGAGUAACAUGGCAUGUAAUUGGAAGGCAUAUCAAUAAAAAUACAAGAAGAUACAG